Messenger RNA from Mollisia scopiformis, 1956 nucleotides. Its product is annotated as alcohol oxidase. Lineage: Eukaryota; Fungi; Ascomycota; Leotiomycetes; Helotiales; Mollisiaceae. Gene Ontology annotation, molecular function: flavin adenine dinucleotide binding; oxidoreductase activity, acting on CH-OH group of donors. Bases 1 to 1956 code for a protein of 651 amino acids. The record is from RefSeq and is a predicted model, not a curated record. The transcript has 3 exons.
AUGAAAUUUCUCAGGCUUUCCAUCGUUUCAUCUCUUGCUUUCCCCGUGGCAACGCUCGCUGUCAAUGUAUAUGACUAUAUCGUCGUUGGCUCAGGGCCAGGUGGAGCUCCUGUAGCUGUAAAUCUUGCCAAGGCGGGUGCUUCUGUGCUACUUCUCGAAGCAGGUGAUGAUCAAGGAGCUACAAAUCUCCAUGUGAAGAUUCCUACUGCUGCGUGGGCGAGCAUGGCCAAUAAUGAUCCAUUACUCAGAUGGGACUUCUUCGUCAAGUAUCAUUCCGAUCCGGCCGUCCAAGCAAGAUAUCAUGGCUUGACCUGGAAAACAACAGACGGUAAAUACUAUGUCGGCACAUCUCCGCCUGCUAAUGCUAAGGAAUUGGGUGUAUUUUAUCCAAGAGCUGGCACACUGGAUGGUUGUUCUAUGCACAACGCUGCUUGCUCAGCUCUGCCAAGUGAUAGCGACUGGAUACUCAUCGCGAAUAUUACUGGCGGCAGUUCGUGGAGUCCUCAAAACAUGCGACAGCAUUUCAUCAAAAUGGAGAACAACCACUAUACCGCGACCGCCAAGGACCCGCAGGCACAUGGCUACGCGGGUGAUCUCGACAUCUGCAUCAAUAGCGACGAAUUCCUGAGGAAUCAGAGUCAGGCUGCAGACGUGUUGAGGUCUGCUGAGAAACUCAUGGGACAAGACCCAACGAAGGUCUAUGAUCUCGUGCAACAAGAUCUCAACAACGAUAGCCCAGAUCGCGAUCAACAGACUGGUCUCUAUGGUUUUCCAGCACACAGGAACACAAUGGGACGCAGAUCUAGUGCUAGGAACUUUGUCAGCGAUGUCUUGAACGCUACUAAUGCCGAUGGCUCGAAGAAAUAUAAUUUCACACUCAGCCUGACCUCGUUCGCUACAAAGAUCCUCUUCAACACCACAGGAAAACUUGCCACCAAACCACGAGCGAUUGGCGUUGAAUACCUAUUUGGUCAGAGCAUGUACGCUGCAGAUCCUCGCUACAAUGCUAGCAACCCAGGGACCAAGAUACAAGCAUUCGCGAGAAACGAAGUCAUCAUUAGCGGUGGUACAUUUAAUACCCCUCAACUCCUCAAGCUCAGCGGCAUUGGACCUAAAGCUGAGCUGACCAAGUUCAAUAUUUCCGUCCUAGUUGAUUCUCCAGGUGUAGGCAAUCAAAUGCAAGACAACACAGAAUUCGGAUUCAUUGCACAAGCCGCAGUAAACUUCACCAGUCUUGCACCAACCUGCACCUACGGAGCACCUGGUGAUCCAUGUCUUGCAGCCUGGUACCAAGGCAAAGGCCCUUAUGCCACCGGCCCCCUCGAUGCUCUCAUGUUCAAGACAGCCAAUGCCGCCAUGAACGAACGAGAUAUAUUUUUCUUCGGCCUCCCAGGCGCAAAUCCGUUCAGAGGUUACUACCCAUCCGACACAAUCAACACGCCGUACGCCGAUACAGACAGCACUUUCGACUGGAGUAUGAUCAAGAUCCACCCCACUGGUCGAUUAGGCACCGUGAACUUGUUGUCCUCUGACCCUCGCCAAGUGCCUGAUAUCAACUUCCGUUUCUUCGAAGACGCAGAUGCAGACAAGGACAUUGCAGCUAUCUCCGAAGCCGUUCAGUUCGGUCGCAAGAUCUUUGAUAACCUGCCAAGUGCAAUGCUUCCAUACAAAGAAAUCUGGCCCUGCAAUGGAAACAGCACUUGUGACAUGAAAACUGUUAUCAAAGAACAGGCUUGGAGUCAUCAUGCUACUAGCAGUGCACAGAUUGGCGCUGACAAUGACACUAUGGCGGUGUUAGAUAGUAAGUUCAGGGUUAGAGGCGUGAAUGGGCUGAGAGUUGUGGAUGCUAGUGCUUUCCCGAGGACUCCCGGUGGAUUUCCGGUCAUUCCGACAUUCAUGCUUGGCAUGAAGGCUUCGGAGAGUAUUUUGAACUCGACCGUUGAGGCUUGGAUGUGA